AACAAUACUUAGUGAUUGUACUGGACCUUAUCAGAGGGGAGACAAACUCACCCCUCCCAACUCAGGCUCCUGUUAGAGGGGACACAAACUCACCCCUCCCAACUCAGGCUCCUGUCAGAGGGGACACAAACUCACCCCUCCCAACUCAGGGUCCUGUCAAGAGGGGACACAAACUCACCCCUCCCAACUCAGGCUCCUGUCAGAGGGGACACAAACUCACCCCUCCCAACUCAGGCUCCUGUCAGAGGGGACACAAACUCACCCCUCCCAACUCAGGCUCCUGUCAGAGGGGACACAAACUCACCCCUCCCAACUCAGGCUCCUGUCAGAGGGGACACAAACUCACCCCUCCCAACUCAGGCUCAUGUCAGAGGGGAGACAAACUCACCCCUCCCAACUCAGGCUCCUGUCAGAGGGGACACAAACUCACCCCUCCCAACUCAGGCUCCUGUCAGAGGGGACACAAACUCACCCCUCCUAACUCAGUCCCUUCGACCUAUCACUUAUCUACGGGACUAAUGGGAGGCAGUGGCUGA
Molecule: messenger RNA, 536 nt
Organism: Pecten maximus
Lineage: Eukaryota; Metazoa; Mollusca; Bivalvia; Pectinida; Pectinidae
Product: proline-rich protein HaeIII subfamily 1-like
Exons: 1
Source: RefSeq, a predicted model, not a curated record